This is a messenger RNA of Bacillus rossius redtenbacheri, 2443 nucleotides long. Its product is annotated as pH-sensitive chloride channel 2-like. Gene Ontology annotation, molecular function: chloride channel activity; excitatory extracellular ligand-gated monoatomic ion channel activity; transmembrane signaling receptor activity. Bases 31 to 1539 code for a protein of 502 amino acids. The transcript has 9 exons. NCBI's taxonomy places the organism in Eukaryota, Metazoa, Arthropoda, Insecta, Phasmatodea, Bacillidae. Gene Ontology annotation, cellular component: plasma membrane; synapse; neuron projection. Gene Ontology annotation, biological process: chloride transmembrane transport; chemical synaptic transmission; nervous system process. The record is from RefSeq and is a predicted model, not a curated record.
GCGCCGUCAGUGCAGCACCGGCGCUCCAGCAUGGCGGCGGCUCCGGCGAUACUGGCGCUCCUGGCGGCCGCGGCGGCGCGCGCCACGUCGUGCGGCGAGUGGAACAGCAGCGAGCCGCACAGCAGCACGGAGCUCAUGAUGCACCUGAGCGACCCUUGCCGCUACGACAAGUGGACGCUGCCCGACUCGGGGGACGCGCCGCUGAACGUCAUGACGCGCCUGCACGUCUACUACCUCGGCCUCGUCGACGCGCACAGCCUGCAAUUCACGCUGCACAUCCUGACGCGGUUCCGCUGGAGGGACCCGCGCCUCGACUACAGCGCGGCGAGCCCGCGCACGCGGCAGGUGGUCAGCGAGGGGUUCAUCAAGGAGCACAUCUGGAACCCGCACGUGUACCUGGUGAACGAGCAUGAGUCCAGCGUCAUGGGCAGCGGCCAGAAGGACGUGCUGGUCACAGUCGACCCCGACGGCAUGGUCAGCCUGUCCUCCAGGAUGAAGAUGAAGCUAUCCUGCCUUAUGGACCUCCAGAAAUUUCCAUUUGAUGAGCAGAAAUGCCCUCUUGUCCUAGAGAGCUGGACGUACAACUCUAGCGAGCUGGUGCUCAACUGGGACCUGGACACCCCUGUCUCCGUCAACAAGGAUCUCCACCUGCCAGAGUACAACCUCAUCAACAUGUGGUGCAACUACAGCACCGCCACAUACUCCAUCGAGAACAGCAACUCCAGCAUCGCCCCUUUCAUCCCCUACUACACCCGGUUCGCGGGCAACUACAGCUCCCUGGAGGUACAGUUCCACCUGGCCCGCGAGGUGGGCCACUACAUCAUGGACUACUUCAUGCCCAGCAUCCUGCUCGUGGUCGUGUCCUGGGUGUCCUUCUGGCUCGACCCCAACGCCGUGCCCGGCCGCACCGUGCUGGGUACCAGUACCAUGCUGACCUUCAUCACUCUCACUCGCAACAUGGGCAGUGCUCUGCCUAAGGUCUCCUACAUCAAAGCCACCGAGAUAUGGUUCAUCGUUUGCACAGGCUUUAUCUUUGGAUCUCUGGUGGAGUUUGCUUUUGUCAACACCAUAUGGAGGAGGAAAAAGAACGUGGAGCUGAAGAAGGUGAACAGCAAGUACAUCCUCAAGUGCACGCUGACCCCGCAGCUGGGGCGCAAAAACCUCGGCUCCUCCAGCAACAUCGACCGCUGCCAGUCGUGGCCCAACGUCGAGAAGGAAAUGGGCUCCAGCAACGACAUGUUCUACAUCGGCAACUCCAACAAGAGCAACAGCAACACCCUGACGGUGAACUCGACCGACUCGAUUGCCACCAACCCGUGCCCCGGCCUGGGGGCGGGCGGAGGACAGCACGGCUCCGAGGACCUGGCGGACGUGGUGAUCCGCGUCCCCGACGGCACGGGGGGCGGGCCGACCCAGCGCGGCUUCACCACCAUGACCCCCCAGGAGAUUGCCCAAUGGAUCGACAGGCGCAGCCGCGUCCUCUUCCCCGUGGCCUUCGUCGUCUUCAACAUCCUCUACUGGGGGUUCGUCUGGAUCUGACCGCCCGCACUCGGCUUCGUGCGAACCGACCCGACACACUUCCCAAGAGCUGGCGCAACAAAUUACUUGCAUGCUACGAUAUGUUCAGCAGAACUGUACCAUUCACGAAACACCACAAUUUAACUAUCUUCAGGAUUUCAUUAGCCUUUUUUUUAACUACAAAUAUAGUUACUUCAAUGUUAUGCUUACAAUAUGUAAAAAUAUUUUUCUCCCGAUGCAUACAGAUCAUUAUAUUUACGUAAUUCAUUAGAUACUUUUGAUGUUAAAAAGGUAGUUUCCUACAAUAAGAGAAUGCCAAAAUGAUUAAUUGUAAAUAUUUUGUGAUAUAAAUGUUAAAUGACAAUAAGCUAUACUUAAAAAGCAAUCAGACUGACGAAAGUGUAAAUGAAAAUAUGCUUGUUCUGUGAAAAGAGAAAUGUGAUGCUGUAUCACAAAAAUAAGUUAAAAGACAUGUUAAAUAGCUUUCAAGUCAUUUAAUACUAUGCCAAUUAAGUAUUAAACAAGUUAUGUAGUUUUUAUUUUCAAGAACAGUGAAUGAAAUAAUGAAUGAAUAAAAGAAUGGAUAGAAUGAAUGAAUGAAUGAAUAAAAGAAUGGAUAGAAUGAAUGAAUGAACGAAUGCAAUUUAUCACUGCGCUAUUUAAUGACUAUGUUUCUGAACCACUUUAUUUAAAGUAUGUAUUACAUUUUAGGUUACAAAGCUUUCAGAAGAAAAGCUAUGAAGCCGCUAAAGAAUUGUAUAUAUUUAUUAUGAUACAUAGAUUUCUUCAAUUAUGGAUGUAUGUUAUUUAAGUAUAUACACUGGUGGAAAAAUACAUACUAAAGUGUACAUGUUUUUCUAUGUGAUCAACAUACAAUAUGAAUGAAAUAAACCAAAGUGGCUGUGACAGCUGUUUACAACGAAAA